Messenger RNA from Tigriopus californicus, 898 nucleotides. RefSeq lists its product as uncharacterized. Lineage: Eukaryota; Metazoa; Arthropoda; Copepoda; Harpacticoida; Harpacticidae. The transcript has 5 exons. The coding region runs from base 162 to 839 and encodes 225 amino acids. The record is from RefSeq and is a predicted model, not a curated record.
CAGUGGAAAGAUAUUUAUCCGAUCCUGCACAUCUUUGUACUUUUCAAUCCACCGUUUUCUCAGAAGAAUACAAAACUAUUGCAUUGAUCAUUCAACAACAGCUGAAGUUUCAAACUCCUGUUGGAUUUGUUCAAUGCUUCCUUAACUGUGCGAGUUCUAACAUGCGACUCAGUCCCGUCCAUUUCACGUGCUUGUUCUCACUAAUUCACGAAUGCGUGUCCUUAGUCACAAAUACUAGCGCCAUGACAAUGCAUCAGUACAAUCACACCUCCCGUUACGCUUCCUCAUCCAUUCCAAGAAGUCGACGGAAGAGGUCCAUAAUAUUUCCCACAGGAUCUGAUCUAGAGUUCUCUGUGUCGUUACAAAUUCCAAUUGCAGCAUUGUCUGAAACAAGUAAGGCGGACAUCCUACAAGGUACAACAUUUGAUAUAGAUAUACCAUUCACAUAUGAUCUACCAGAUAGUACGUCGUCAUUACUUUACACUGGCAGAAAAAUAGAGGAAGAUCAUGCCGCUGUUUUCGAAAUGGGAGAGGAUCUCCUUAACAAAUUUGGAAUUAACGGAAAAGAUUGCAUCAUGAGAACGAUAUGCGAAAUGGCCGAGUCUCGAGGACUCCCAUUCAACGGUCUUUUAGGGAAAGCAUUUGAAACCCUGUUCCUCAUGGACUAUGGUUUGACUUCAACUGAGAGAUUAUAUGAAUACAUUAGUGCGCGGACCUAUGGCGAGAAUAAUGGGAACUGCGCAUCCGUUUACACAGGAUGUCCUUUCUCCAUAUUCAAUCUUCUACCCGAGGACGACUUAGCAGCUUUACAGUCCAAUCAUCUAAACAAUAUUCCAUAAUGGGUCUCUGUACAUGUAUUUAGAAGAUGUGGGAAAUUAAAGUAUAGGUAUUUAACCAA